AUCUAAACUUGCCAGGCCAGCGAUACCGGCGAUAGCGCAUCACUUUGGGACAAAAGGCAGACUGCCGUGCCAUUCAUAUGGUGUCGGUUAUCCGUCACGGGACGCGCUACCCAACCACCAAAAAUGUGAAGAAGAUCGCGCGAUUGUUUGAGCUGGUCGUGUCUCACGCGUCGGGUUCAGCCUCGUGGCUAAAUGACAUCAAGACAUGGAAGAUGUGGUACACUGAAGACAUGGACGGCAGACUGGUGGAGAAAGGGCGCGAUGACCACAGGCAUUUGGCUAUGAGACUGGCACAGUCUUUUCCCACUUUGAUUUCUGAGGAUCAUCUCCGUGCCAACCGCAUUGAGUUCAUCACCAGCUCCAAGCAUCGCUGUGUUGAUAGUGUCAAAGCUUUUCAAGAGGGUCUUCACCGACUCUGGGAUGUUCAGGAUAUGGAUUACAAACACUAUGUGGAUGAUUCACUCAUGAGAUUCUUUGACCAUUGUGAGAGAUUUGUUGAAAGUGUUGAGAAAAACAAAACCGCUUUGAAAGAGGUAGAACGCUUUAAAUCUUCAGCAGAAAUGGAUGCAGUACGGAGGAAAAUAUCCAGUCGCCUUCAGAUUCCAUACAGUCAAUUCACCCCAG
Molecule: messenger RNA, 624 nt
Organism: Sinocyclocheilus grahami
Lineage: Eukaryota; Metazoa; Chordata; Actinopteri; Cypriniformes; Cyprinidae
Product: multiple inositol polyphosphate phosphatase 1-like
Exons: 3
Molecular function (GO): acid phosphatase activity; inositol phosphate phosphatase activity
Source: RefSeq, a predicted model, not a curated record